AAUUUCUUUGUUAGCUUGCUAGGCAUUUUGGAUAACGAGAGAGAAAGUCUGAGUCUUUGAGAGAGAGAGAGAGAGAGAGAGAUUGGUGGGGAGUAGGUGGUGGUGCUGCUGGGUUGCUGGGUUAGCGUUGAAGAACAGCGCAAUUGCAAUGGAGGUGGAUGGCAAUUCUGUGGUGGCAGGACCAACGAAUGUUGUAUAUCUGUCGACAAUCUUGGGCCGUGAUGGGUCAAAUCCUGUGCACAAAUGUGACUGGAAAUGUCAGAACGAGCACGUCUGCGCGAAUAUGUACCUCUGCAAGCUAACUGGAGCCACUCACAUCUGUGACAAAAACUGUGAUCAGAGGAUCCUGUAUGAUAACCAUAGCUCCCUUUGCCGGGCAAGCGGAAAGAUUUUCCCCCUUACACAAGUAGAGGAACAGGCUGUGAGAGGGGUCCGGAGGAAGCAUGAGUCGGAGAACUCUUCUGCGGACAGUUGCUCUUCUAAGCGCAGACGGGAUGCCCAGCUCCAUCCUUCUCCCUUCGAGCGAUCCUUCACUACUGCCAGUCUGAUCUGCAGCAAAGUUGGAGAUGGCAUGGAUAUGAGCUAGACUUAUAUAAGAUAAAUGAAAGACCUUUAUUGCUUAUCUUAAUCUUGUUCCUUUUAAACUUUUCCCCAUUUUCAUUUCGUGGAACGGAGAUGGACGAUGAACUUGAUGAGUACUUUAAGUGGCGGACCUAAUGUGUCCUACCCGUCUGUAGGAACAAUCUAUAUUUGUAGUCCUGUUUACUGCAAUUUAACUCCUCCAUAAGCUCUUGACUUUAAAAGAAUGUUCUUUAGGGGUGAUCAGGGUAUGUUUAACUGCUUAAGAAUCUUGGAUUCAA
Molecule: messenger RNA, 860 nt
Organism: Malus domestica (apple)
Lineage: Eukaryota; Viridiplantae; Streptophyta; Magnoliopsida; Rosales; Rosaceae
Source: RefSeq, a predicted model, not a curated record